Molecule: messenger RNA, 834 nt
Organism: Micropterus dolomieu (smallmouth bass)
Lineage: Eukaryota; Metazoa; Chordata; Actinopteri; Centrarchiformes; Centrarchidae
Gene: lbx1a
Product: ladybird homeobox 1a
Exons: 2
Coding region: 1-834 (277 amino acids)
Biological process (GO): regulation of DNA-templated transcription
Molecular function (GO): DNA binding; DNA-binding transcription factor activity, RNA polymerase II-specific
Source: RefSeq, a predicted model, not a curated record
AUGAACUCCAAGGACGACUCGAAAUGCCCAGCAGUGCUGGAGGAGCGGAGGCGCAGUCCGCUGGAUCAGCUCCCGCCGCCGGCCAUCUCCAACAAGCCGCUGACACCUUUCAGCAUCGAGGACAUCCUCAACAAGCCGUCAGUGAAAAGGAGCUACUCCCUGAGCGGGGUGGAGCGCCACAUCUCUCCCUCGGCGGGUCACCGCCUGUCAGGCCGGGCGGUGCUCAGUCAAACCUCCCCGCUCUGCGCGCUCGAGGAGCUGGCCAGCAAAACCUUCAAGGGCCUGGAGGUCAGCGUCCUGCAGGCUGCCGAGGGCCGAGACGGUCUGACGCUCUUCGGCCAGAGGAACACACCUAAGAAGCGGCGGAAGUCCCGCACGGCGUUUACCAACCACCAGAUCUACGAGCUGGAGAAGCGCUUCCUGUACCAGAAGUACCUGAGCCCGGCGGACCGGGACCAGAUCGCCCAGCAGCUGGGUCUGACCAACGCGCAGGUCAUCACCUGGUUUCAGAACCGGCGGGCCAAGCUCAAGCGGGACCUGGAGGAGAUGAAAGCGGACGUGGAGUCCGCCAAGGCCUCGGGCUGUGUGGCCUUUGAGAAGCUCUCCAAGCUGGCCGAGCUAGAGAAGUGCGCUGCUGGAGGGAUGGUUUCAGCGCCUGGCCACACCGAGCCGAACCCGGUCUCUGCCAGGUCCCACCACGACACCACCGAGAACCUCGACUCCGGCAGACCGCACAGUUCGCCUCUUUCCCCCGCAUCGUCGUGGUGCACGGGCCGGCUGAGCAGCAAGUGCUGCUCGGAGGAGGAGGAUGAGGAGAUUGACGUGGAUGACUGA